This is a messenger RNA of Acanthaster planci (crown-of-thorns starfish), 2550 nucleotides long. RefSeq names its product semaphorin-5A-like. Lineage: Eukaryota; Metazoa; Echinodermata; Asteroidea; Valvatida; Acanthasteridae. The record is from RefSeq and is a predicted model, not a curated record.
GAGGAGCCUUCCCUGUAACUGGAGGUUGGGACGCUUGGAACAGGACAGGACCAGCUAUGGACUUCAUGAGAGGCCGAUUCUUGAGACUUCCCGUAACCCUUCUCACGGUCAUGGUAGUCGCUGCAGCCCCUGGAAACUUCGUUUCGGCAGCGCCUUUGAGUACACAGACUGAGUAUACCAUUGCUGUGGCUACAAACGGCUCGGAAACGGAGACAGGAGUCGAGGGAGGAGGACUGCCGUGUAACGACACCGCGUGCCAAGGUGAGCUCUCUGCCGGAGACACUGGACUGCCGUGUAACAACACCGCGUGUCAAGCUGUGAACGGUAGUUGGAGUGAAUGGGGCGAGUGGCAGAAUUGUUCAGCAUCAUGUGGUACAGGGAAUAUGACGCGAUAUCGGACGUGCAACAACCCUGCACCGCUGUACGGAGGGACGCCUUGCAACGGGACCAGCGAAGAAUCCUAUCCGUGCGACACCAAUAUCUCAUGCCCGUCAGUGGAUGGCGGAUGGAGUGAAUGGAGCGACUGGUCCGCAUGCUCAGUGACCUGUGGCGGUGGAGGUCGAACCUCGCGCAGCCGCAUUUGCAACAAUCCUGUACCUAUGCACGGGGGACUGGACUGUGUUGGAGACGGAGAUGAAAUCCGUCCAUGCCCCUCACCUAUUUGUCCAGCUCCACAAAGCCAUUGGAAUCAGUGGGGGGCAUGGGGGGAAUGCCAAGCAAAUCAAAAUUGUUCGCCCUCUUACCAAAUCCGUCAACGGCAAUGUCCUGGAAAUGAUUGCCCCGGAGUGAGUGUACAACUCAGACUUUGCACAAUAAAUACGACAGGCUGCCCGUGACUUCAGCAGGCAUCCCUCUCUCGCCAUGAAAUCCGAUGACCCGGUUCGGUCGGACUUGUUUUUUGAAAGCCGCGUUCCUGUCUGUGUGGCCACGGCUUCUCGAAGUGGCGAGUAAAAGGGGAAACCGCAAUCACAAUGUGCCCAAUUUGGAGAGGGCCUUAAUUAUUCUGGAUUCGAGUAGGUGGUGCCCCUUGUAACAUUUUCGAUCGGUACAGAAUCGGUUAUGUACUAGCACCAUGGCUUUGAGUAAUGCAGAACAUACCGAGUGUCACACUAGAACAAGUAUAAUUUUAACAGGCCAUUUUUAAACGAAUAUUUAAUUAAUUGAUUAGGCAGAUGCGACCCUACAGGGCCCUGUUGGCUCCAAGGCCAGUAACCAAUAACUAUAAGCCUACUUUUCUAACAUAAGGAAAAGUAUUUUCAGGUCAGGUGUCUAUUAUGAACCUUUCUAACAUAUGUAUCGCAUCACGGGAGUAGAUGACGAAAAGGCAUUGAAUUUUAUGCUAAAUCCCAUGGAAGAACGGUAAUAACGAGGUAUUUAACUAGUGUUUACCUUACAAUCGAGAUCAAAUCAUUCUUUUACUAGAUAGAAAAAGAUGGUCUUAUAAACAUCUUUAUUUCGAGAUUUGAUUGGAAUUAACCAUACAUCCAUCCGUAGCUCGAUGAGCUGGUGCUUAAGAAAUGUUCUAAAUGAAAAACAGCCAUGGAUAAUGCAAGGCGUGUUUGGCGUUUAAAUCCAUGAUGCAAUGAGAAUAUCGCAAAGUUUCACUAGAAGGUUUUAAGGGAAGAUACCAGUGGCGUAAAUCUGUUCUUAAGACUGGUGGGAUCAGAAAUGACGUAAAUAAAAAACAAUACUCCUGCCUUGGAAAUCCCAAAUACGGAAGAGGGGGGUUGCCGUCAUAUAUAAACGUACAACCCGUAAUUUUACUGCAAAACAACAUAUGCAGAGCUGUUGAAAUGUUCCCCCUUUUUCAGUACUGAAAUUUUUUUUUUCUUUCUUUCACCACGAAAAAGUGGGGGCAUUGCCCAAUAGCCCAACGCUCUGCUCAAAAGGUAGCGGGAUGCCCCCCCCCCACGGAUUCACACCCCUGAAAGAUGCUACAGGGAGCAUUGGCACGAUUAAAUUGUAAUACUCCGUGUGUCCCCAUUUGGGAACGUAUAGUUGACAUGUUAGCCCUUUGGUACAUGAAGGAAAUCGGAAGAGAUUCUUUUAUGCCCAUUCGUUUCUUAUCGUCAAGAUUUUUUUCCAGGACCCCACUGUUUACUUAAUUUCAAGAAGCACCCCUAAUAACAGAGUCUUAAAAUGCAAUUCUAUACGGGACAGCCAGAAUUUUGGCGAUUGUACAGUAUCUAGCAGAAGAAGAAUUCGGUAUUUUCCAGAAUAUUUCAAUUAUUACAUACUUUUCGGGAUUGUCUACGUUUUGUAGAAAUUUCUGUCCAUAACUUAUGUCUUAUAAGUGGCGGCUUGUCGCUGGUCUCGCAACAGAAGACAACUAAAGUUUUCAACCUUAGAUGUUAUAAUUAACGGACAUGUUACAUGUAUCUGUCAUAUUAUCCAGUUGCUUUGCAUAUGAGCGGUCUCUUCUUUUUCUUUCAGGUUUAUUUUUAUUUAAUUCCUUAUCUAUUAUGAGAGAGAGGCUGAAAAAAUCAUGAAAAACUACAGAUUUAUAUGCCCUAUGUACACAGGAGAUUAAACGUUCUCAAACUACUGGUA